AUGGCUGUAAACUUUGCGGAAGUUUUACAAUGCAUAGAAGAUCAAAAUGAUGACUCUAAUACUGGUGGUAUAUCAUCGGACGAAGAAGAAGACUUGGACAGGCGUUUGGCAGCAUCUGAUAGCGACAUAAGGCAAGUAUUUAUAUGUUUUUAG
Molecule: messenger RNA, 153 nt
Organism: Paramuricea clavata
Lineage: Eukaryota; Metazoa; Cnidaria; Anthozoa; Malacalcyonacea; Plexauridae
Source: the annotation of a GenBank genome assembly